AUUCUUGCACACACAAUCACCCAUUCACAGUCCGCAAUGGUCUCUUACGACGACGAAGACCCGAACGCGGGCUCCAACGACGAAGAUGAGGACGAGGACGAAGAUGAAGAGAUGCAAGACGCAAAUGGGCAAGAUCAGGACAACGACGACGAAGAUGAGGAGGGAGAUGAUGGGGAUGACGAUGACAACGACAAUGAUAAUGACAACGACGACGAAGACGACGAAGACGAAGACCAACAAAACGACGCCGACGCUUCACCCUCACGCCGACCGAACGACCAAAAUACUACAGCUCGAAGAUCCACAAGUCGAGAUCGACAGACCAACCCAGCGGUCGUCUUGACCUCACCCUCACGAGCCAACACCCGCUCUCCAGGAGGCUCAAAUGGAAAGAUAACCUCUUACUACCCACCCGUCCGACCCGAAGCCCUGACCGCUCAGGAGUACGACAUCGUGCCCACAAUGGCCGCACCGCAAGGCACCUCGAUCAACGCGAUCGCCGCAACACCCGAUAUGCGAUGGGUCUUCUCUGGCGGCUCGGACGGAUAUGUGAGGAUGUACAACUGGGUGGAGACGGCGAAUGGCAAGGUGCCUCUCACAGUCGCACAAAAGCAUCCAUUUGUGGACAGCGUGAUGAAGGCAGGAUCACUGUUGACGUACUGGGAGAACGAAGAGCCGACGCCGAGGACACCUCCCUCGCAUGGAGACGAUGCGAAGUGGAUCAGUCCGGUGUACUCGCUGGCUGUGCAGCAUCAGGCGGUGUGGUUAUUAUCAGGGCUGGAGUCUGGAGCGAUCAAUCUGCAGACAUGUCGACAUCAAGCUGGCACGAGGAUAUCUACAUUGCGAGGGCACACAAGUGCGGUUUCGGUCUUGUCUUUGGCGCAGGAUGAGACGAGUGUGUUGAGUGGGAGCUGGGAUAAGACGAUAUUGGACUGGGAUUUGCAGACAGGUCAGCAGAAGAGGUCGUUCAAGAGUGCAGGAUCACAAAUCGGAGCGAUCGAGGUCCGGCCGUUGAGCUCAGUGCCUGUGCCGGAGGUAUCUGAGGCCAAGGUCGAGAGUGUGAAUGGAACAUUCGCAAGUAACAACGCGGACAAGCCGGCGCCGGGUGGGCUAAGUCGGCAGGCGUCGCGGAUGGAGGGCGAGGAGGAUGCGAUGGGUUCGCCAGAGGGGAGUCUGUUUGGAGAGGGCGACCAUGGCUCAUUAUUUGGAGAGGACACAGGCGGAGGCGGUGGUGGGAAUGCGUUUGGAGAUGAUGACGACGAUCUGACCAAGGCCUUGGAGAGUGAGAUGCAAGGUGUUGAUGAGAGUGCUGCGAAUGCCAACGACACCACCUCGCCUAAGCCCGACGACGACUCCGAAUCAAAAGACGAGGCCGCUGGAUCUCCUAAACCAACCUCCAACCCCACAUCCGACGAACCUCUCACCGCUCCUCCCACCAAUGACCCUGCCACAGCGACUACAUCCUCAACCAGCGAUCUCCCUCCCAAAUCAGAAUCCACCUUCCUCGAUGCCGCCUUCGAUGGCACCCUACGAAUCUGGGACCGACGGAUGCCAUCACCCAUCGCCACAAUUCUCCCUCAUGCAUCAACCCCUCCAUGGUGUACAGGCGCUUGCUGGUCGCCGGAUGGGAACUCGUUCUAUGUUGGCAGGAGGAAUUGUACUGUAGAUGAGUACAGUAUACACGAGCUGGGAAGUCGAGGAGGGGAGCCGCGCAGGACGUUUCGAUUUCAGCAGGGGAGUGGCAGUGUUUAUGCGGUGAGGGGAAUGCCGAAUGGGAGACAUUUAGUUUGCGCCUCCCAAGACAUCCUCCGCAUCUACGACCUCCAUUCCCCCGCCGCCGGCCAACCCAAUUUCCAACCCUCCUCAACCCAGCCUCCACGACAACACAACAAAGUCCCCUUCACGAUCGUGCCGGGCCAUCGAGGUGGCGUCAUCUCGGCGGUGCAUAUCGAUCCGACGUGUAGAUUUAUGUUGAGCGCCGCAGGGACGAGGGGUUGGGAUGGAGGUGCGGGAACGGAAGUGUUGUUGGGGUAUGAGAUUGGGUGUCAGGGUCCGGAUGGGACGUGGGUGAGGUGA
This is a messenger RNA of Zymoseptoria tritici IPO323, 2076 nucleotides long. RefSeq lists its product as uncharacterized. The transcript is spliced from 4 exons. Bases 37 to 2076 code for a protein of 679 amino acids. The record is from RefSeq and is a predicted model, not a curated record. NCBI's taxonomy places the organism in Eukaryota, Fungi, Ascomycota, Dothideomycetes, Mycosphaerellales, Mycosphaerellaceae. Gene Ontology annotation, molecular function: protein binding.